Coprinopsis cinerea okayama7#130 is the source of this 1656-nucleotide messenger RNA. RefSeq names its product annexin A4. The transcript has 8 exons. Bases 1 to 1656 code for a protein of 551 amino acids. The record is from RefSeq and is a predicted model, not a curated record. NCBI's taxonomy places the organism in Eukaryota, Fungi, Basidiomycota, Agaricomycetes, Agaricales, Psathyrellaceae. Gene Ontology annotation, cellular component: cytoplasm. Gene Ontology annotation, molecular function: calcium-dependent phospholipid binding; calcium ion binding.
AUGUCUGACCCAGCAGCCCAGAACCAGACUCCUCAAGCCCCUGGCGCGCCUGCGGCACCAGCUCCCGGCCAACCACCUGCGUCGCCUUACCCGCCUCCUGGAGCUGCGCCACAACCGGGCCAGUACCCACCGCCAGGGGGCGCGCCUCCUGGACAGUACCCGCCUCCACCAGGCGCACCGCAAGGAUACCCAGGAUAUCCGCCCGCGCAGGGAUACCCCGCCUACCCAGCUUAUCCAGGAUACCCGCCCCCUGGUGGAUACCCGGGCUACCCAACCCCUCCGGCUGCACCAGGACAACCGCCACAGCAGGCUGGACACUACCCUCCCUACCCACACUACCCACCCUACGGAGCGUAUCCGGGCUAUGGUGCGGCUUACGGUGCCUACCCGCCUCCUGGGGCACCGGGAGCGACUCCUGCAGUUGGUGAACAAGGGAAGGAUGGAUCGGCGCCUACACCUGCGGGGGGACAACAGCAGCAGCAGCAAGCUCCUCAACCUCAAACUCCCUUCGCUCCCCCGCCACCAGGUGGACCUCCAUACCCUCCCUACGGCGGCGCGCCCCCUCCGAUGCCAGGCUAUCCCGGGGGCGCUCCUCCCCCGAUGCCAUUCGGUGCGCCCCCAAUAGCAGUCGGAGGACUCUGGUAUUUGGGCGUUCAGAUUGUUGAUCCCAACACACCUGCUGCACCGCUUGGAGCUAUGAAACUACCCGGCUACGACCCCGCCCCUGAUUUCGAAAAGUUCCAAAAGUUGAAGGGCAAGUUGCAGAAUGGGCAGGCUGAUGAUAGUGAGACGAUUAAGAUGUUGUUGCCGUUGUCGAUUCAGCAGAGGGAUGCGUUGAAUGAUUAUUUUACGGCUAAAGUGGGACAGGAUAUUCAUACGUUCUUGGAACCGGCGGUGUUGUCGAGUGAAGUACGGACUAUGGUUCGAGCGUUAUCGUUGGGACCACUCAAGUACGACAUCGAGUUGUUGAGGAAGGCGCUUGCUGGGUUCGGGACGGACGAGAUGUUGUUGACCGAACUCAUUCUCAACCGAAACCAGGAUGAGCUGCGAUUGCUCAUCCAAGGCUACAAGCAGCGAUAUGGCAAGGACCUCGUGGACGAUGUCAAGAGCGAUCUGUCUGGCAAGCUGGAACGACUGUUCGUAAUGGCGCUCAACACCCAACGGACACCCGACAACGUCCCCAUCGACCACGGGCAAGUUUCAGCAGACGUCGACAGGCUCAUCACAGCUGGCAAGAACAAAGACGAGAUGACGUUCAUCGAGAUCUUUGUGAACCGGAGUCGACCCCAUCUUGCGGCUGUUAUCACUGCUUAUGGACAGAAACACAAGAGUUUGAGUAAAGUCGUAAAGAAAGCUUUCUCUGGAAACCUCGAAACCGCCCUCCUCUACAUCCUACAUGGUGUCAAAUCCAAACGGGACGGGCAAGGAAUCUGGCGUGACGCCAAAUUACUCGAGAAGACGAUGGCUGGUCUGGGCACGCGGGAUUCGACGCUUAUCUACCGAACGAUGAGGGGACAUUGGGAUAAGAAGAGGUUUGAGGGUGUGAAGCAGGCGUAUAGGAAUCGGUAUGGGAAGACGCUUGAGGCGAGGAUUAAGGGUGAGACGAGUGGGAGUUAUAGGGAGGGGAUUUUGAUGGUUGUUAGGAGUACGGCGUAG